Frieseomelitta varia is the source of this 1688-nucleotide messenger RNA. Its product is annotated as SET domain-containing protein SmydA-8-like. The transcript has 7 exons. Lineage: Eukaryota; Metazoa; Arthropoda; Insecta; Hymenoptera; Apidae. Bases 102 to 1577 code for a protein of 491 amino acids. Gene Ontology annotation, molecular function: protein binding. The record is from RefSeq and is a predicted model, not a curated record.
UUCCUAAAUCUGCAGAUAUUCUAACAAGAUUGUAGUCUUGAAGACAUCGCUCUUGAAAUCUUUCGAAGAGGUAUCACUCUGAAGUAUCAUCAUACUUCGAUAUGAGUCUUCAGGAUAUCAUAGAGCCAAAGGAAGUGGAGGAAGUGUUGGUGUCUCAUUUGAAGGAAAAUAAUAAGAUCUAUCGGGAAGGGCCGCAACCGUGGACCAUUCGUUUUUCGCCAUUAAAUGGCCGUGGCAUGUUCGCUACUCGAGACAUCGAACAGAAUGAGUUAAUUUUCGUUGAUGUACCUAUAUUAAUCGGGCCAAGGUGUACAACCAAACAUCUUCAACUAUGCGUGUGCUGUUACAAGAACGAGUGCCCGUUAUUUCCGUGCGAUAGAGGCUGCGGCCUGCCAGUUUGCUCGACUCGAUGUGAAAAUUCGCCAAAGCAUGUCAACUAUGAAUGCAAGUAUUUAAGAUCAUUGGUACCGACUUGCGGUACCGAUUGGUCUCCGAGUUUGCUGAUGACCGUGACAGCCGUCCGCGCGCUUUUCAUGACGGAACAACAACGUAAAUGCUUAGCGACACUUCAGCGUGAUCAAUCCUUGAUUUACAACUACGAGCUCGAACAACUUAAGAAAAAUGUGGCCAAUCCUCCGAGCGAGAAAGAUAUGGAGCUGAUGAAGCAUGUGUGCGAAGUUUUUAGUACGAACUCGUUUGAAACGGUCGCGGUUCACGACAAGGAUCGUUCUACGAGCUUACGAGGACUUUAUCCAAUUGCCUCGUUGCAAAAUCACUGUUGCGUACCUAAUACAAGACAUCAUUUCGAUGGAGAAUUUCAGAUGUAUGUUAGCGCUGCAUUCCCGAUUGCUGCUGGAGAGGAGAUCACUAUGACCUAUACGACUUUAUUUUGGGAUACGACGUUGCGACGACAAUUUCUAAGCGUAACUAAACACUUCUCUUGCAUGUGCAAACGGUGCAGUGAUCCCACGGAAUUUAGAUCUAGAUUGGCUGCACUUUUGUGUGCAUCCGAUAAAUGUUCCGGAGAGUUAUUACCGCAAGAUCCUCUUAAUAUGACCACUCCUUGGAUCUGUGAUAAAUGUGCCACAAUUAUAAGUCAUCAGCAGAUAUGUUCGAUUCGUUCAGGUAUAGCGGCUAUCGUGGAGGAAGUUCUACACAAAACACCACGUGAGAUCUAUCGAUUUCUGCAAAAAGAGUUCUCACUUUUGGUUCCUUGGAGCAAUUACCUCAUUGUAGAUCUGAAGUUUCGAAUUAUUUCUUAUUAUGGUAGAAAUGAUGGCGAAAAAUGGGAAGAUUUAACUGAUACCGAGUUGGAUCUAAAGAUAAAAUUCUGCAACGAAUUACUUUGUCUAUUGGAUACUUUAAAUUGUGGUGAUUGUAGAAAAAGAGGUCUUAUUUUAUAUGAAUUAUACUGCACAAAUUUGGAAAAAAUAAAACGAUGUAAAUCAAACAUUGAAAAAAUUGAUGAAAAUCAAUGUUUAUUUAAAAAGGCAAUUGCUAUAUUGCAAAAUGAUGCUGUUUCAGAGAUUGCGCUCAAAUAUGAUAAAAAUUAUUUCAAACAGCUAAUUACUGUAUAAAGAUACUGUAUAAAAAAUAUUAUUGACAAAUAACAUAAAGUUAAUUCAUAAUUGUAUAAUAAAAAAAAACUUAGAAUAAUAAGGAAAACGUGUGUAACUUUGAAAAUAAAA